This is a messenger RNA of Ixodes scapularis (black-legged tick), 4365 nucleotides long. Its product is annotated as UPF0547 protein C16orf87 homolog. NCBI's taxonomy places the organism in Eukaryota, Metazoa, Arthropoda, Arachnida, Ixodida, Ixodidae. Bases 136 to 681 code for a protein of 181 amino acids. The record is from RefSeq and is a predicted model, not a curated record. The transcript is spliced from 3 exons.
UUCGCCGCCAUCUAUCGGAUACACUCCGCACUCGCAUCUCAUCGACGCUGUUUACAUAGGAAGUUGCGUUUCUUUUUUUGUUGUUGUGUUGCUGUUUGUCCCUGCAUUAAUCAUGAAAGUUCGUUUGCUGGGUGCAUGAGGCAGCGCGAACAGGUCGGGACCAUGGCCAAGAACCGGAUGGUCACCAAGCACUGUCCCAAGUGCGAACAGCAGGUGCCCGUGGCGUGCAAGAGCUGCCCGUGCGGGCACGAGUUCUUCGCCAGCCGGCGGACCCAGGCGUCCCGUGCGGCGGAAGACCCUCCCGGGGGCCGGCGCCGCACGGAGCGGGUGCGCAAGGAGCGGCAGAGCUACCUGGCCGCCCUGGUGCUGGAGGAGCGCGCCCGGCAGCGGGCAGCGGCCCAGCGCAGGCGCCUGGGCACGAACCGCAGGGGCCGGCCCCGCAACCCCUCCUCUCACGAUGACUCGAGCGAGGAAGGCCGCCGACAGCAGGGCAGGGCCAAGCUCCAGGCUCGGCCGCCCAAGCCACCCCCGGCCCCGGUGGAACCGGAGAUGCCGGACGAGGAAGAGGAGGACAUGUUUGCGGGAGCCUCGAAGGAGAAGCUGGAACUGUAUUCGGACAUCCUGGCGGACAUCAACCGCAAGAUCUGCUCACAGAUGUUCCAGCAGCAACUGGCGCUCUGAAGGCGGCACCCGUAGAAGACGAGCACACUGCAAGUCAUGGUUGUGCAUCACAGUUCCGGUUGCGCAUUGUGGUUGUGCAUCUCGGUUGCCUGGAGGAAGGACAUUGACCAGGUUUUGCCUUUCCCGAAGACAAACAAAAACGGCCUUUAAAACCGUUGCUUUCAGUCGACAAGCGUGUCCUGGAGUUUCAACACAAACACUGAAGGGAGAAACUUGAGUAGAGUAGAUUUUAUUGCGCCGACUUUGCAUCCAGAUCAAUGUUUGUUUUUCACCCGCAAUGCACUGACAACGUUCGGACGCAGUACGCCCUUUAAGGAGGUUUCAGUUUGAUGUUUGCAUCUGCCCUCCGAGCCAUUCUUGAACCAGAGAAAUUGUCAGUGGUGUGCGUAUGUUGCUAGACACGUUUGCAAGCUUGGCCUCAGCGUGCCGCCAUCUUGCUCACUUGGGAUGCGCUUGGACGCGGCUACGAUCCGAUUAUCACGCCAUAUUUGGAUCGUAGCCGCGCCCAAGUGCACCCCAACUGAUCAAAAUUGUGGCGCCCUUAGGCCACACUUGCAGUCAUGUAUGUACAAGCUGCUUUCGCUGUCCUAUAUAUUUUGAGCACUCCACGCUGUUUUGGCACUGUGGGAAGGUGGCUUGAACCAACAAUUCCGGAAGUGGCUUGACUAGCUGCUUCUGAAUUUCACUCAUUACCUUUGACUGCAAGCACCACACUUGCUUUGUAGAGCGCAGCUUAUACUUGGCAUCGAAGAUGGGUUCCCUGCACCAAACAGUUUGUUAGGUCAGUGCUCGUUGCGCGUGAUUCUUUGCGCCGUUUGCGUCCAUGGGGCACGAGCCUUGGAGCAAGUCCAACAGAACCAUUCUGACGCGCUUGCUCAAUCGUGUCGUCGGCGAAAAAAUCAAAACAACCAGUGCCGACCAGGGAGAACAAGAACCUAAUUGCUAGUACUCGCAUGAUAAAUGUGGGCCUUGGCCUUUUGCAUCUGUAAAGUCGUUAUGACAGUGAACUAAUUUGAUUGUCCCUGCAUCGCAAACAGGCUCGUAUUACCUUUGGAUUGGUACGGAAAUAGGUAAGCAGGAAUGUGAGAGCUACCUUUCCCGAGUAUGAUCCAGCAUCACAUUGGCACUCCUACAUCCUUCCAUUGGCAGGAGCAGCCAAGCGCUACCAUACAUAGUCGCAGUGGACAGUCUGAAACUGCGUUCUUUUUGCCGGUUCACAUCACACGUUUACAUUCUCGAAAUUGUACCGUUUUUUGUUCUGUCUUGUGGGAGCUGUGUUUGCACUGCCUGGUGUGCCACGGUGAGUUUUCCCUUCACCAUUUCAGUGAAGUGCAGAGGAUCGAUGGACAGUGUCUGUUGGAGAAGCUUCCCUGUACAAACCUUGACGAGACAAGUUGGUUGCACACAGUUGCCAGGAUGGCAGGCCGACUUAGUCUGGAAUGUUUGUUUCUCUGUCUGACUGGUGCGAACGGCCAGUUGGGGUUGAUUUAAACCUGGCAAACAAAUUGUGUGUGACGUCGCCCCAUUUCAGUGUUGCUAUAAUUUGUCUCGGUCUGACUUUGGAAAAGACGAAGGUCACAGCCCCCGUGAGUCAGUUGGCGUCGGAAGCGAUGCAAGCAACCGUCGUAGUGUACUUAUGUGCAGAGCUGUCGCGAGUUUCGUUCUUCAGCGUUAGCCUUUUGCAAUGACAUACCCAAUUCACACAAAACAACUGCAAAAAAAAAAAAAAAAAAAAAAUUUGGACAUUUCUUUUUUUUCUGCAGCGUACAUUUUAGUGACACUCCACAAAAUUUUCUCUGCAGCACAGCGACAUUGGCAGCGCGACUGCGAUUUCAAUCGCAAAAUGAUAGGAAUCUCGCUGCGAUUGGACAAAUAUUGUACCAUGUGAAAUGGGCUUUGGACUGAGGCAGAGUGUAGUAGGAAACAAAUGCAAGAAUGUUUCCUAAUAUCUGGGACAAUCUUGGUGAGGCUGCAUUGCAGCAAAACAUGUAUGCGAGUGGAGUGAGCCAACGGCUUUCCUGGUGAGAGAUUUAAUGUGUCCACUUGUGGACAAUAUUACAGGAGUUUGGUACAUGGUGAAUGGUGAACUUUUGUGGGAAAAUGAUGGUGCAUGGAACUAGAAAUGUUCCAACAAAGUGUAGUAAGGCACAUUCAAGUUCAGGUGAAACAAUAUCCGAGAAAUUCUGAUAGACCCAUAAAUUGUCUAAAAAUAAAUCUUGACAUUAAAGUCCAUUAAUUAAUCCUGUAUGUAGCAGAGUGAAACGUUAAAAAAAAGAAAAAAAAAACACCUGUGAUGCAUUUUAUUGUGCCCUCUUGCAUUCUCUGGGGGUGAAUUUAAGUUCUAAACCUUUGUGUUUGCAUAACCAAGCAGUAGGUUUGGUUGCUCCAAAGUGAAACCAACUAUUAGUCACGUUUUAAUUUGUCUUUACCUUAGAAACCGACAUGUGUCUACUUUGGGUGUGAGAACCUGAGAAGGAAAAAACUGCUGUGGCCUUGGUAGGAGUUAGGUCAGAGAGACUCGAUGACUUGUGCAAUAGUGCGACACUGAUGUGAUGUGUGAUGCAAGAUAUGUUUGUAAAGUCAUUGCACAUGUGUUGCCACUUUUGGCACUUUUUUUUUUUUUUUUCUCGUUGCAUAUGUGAUUGAUCAUUUCUAAACACCAGUGUUUUGGGGUCUGGCUGAUUUUGUUGCAUGUAUUUUGAGUAGAAAGUUCACUAAUGCUCAUUUAUAAUAUCUUAACCAUGUCUAACAUCCUGUCCAAGGGCAGAUGAAAAUGGCAAGAAAUGUUGCAACUAACCCAGCAUUGUCUGUUGUUUUGUAAAGCUGCGAUGAUAAAACUGCAUGCCUGCACAGCACAUGGUGGUAAUUUUCAUACAAAAUUUUGUUCCAGAGUUGUGCGUGGCCUCAUAUUGUCUAAUUAAUUUUCGAGGUUAAUAAGAAUGUUUAAAAGGCUGUAACUGCUGCGAGAUCCAAAAAGUGUCAUGGAGCUCGUCUUGGUGAAUCGUGGCAGCACUAUCGCAAAAGUGUAAUCGGUAGAUGGAGGGUAACGGUCUUGUUUACCAAUGUGCAUUUCAAAUGACUACCUGGGUUAGCAGCAUGCUAGGAUUUGUUUGGUCAGCUAUAUUGGCUAUGUGCCAAGAAUGUCCUGCGGGGCUCUUUUCCCCUCUUAUCCUUUCUUAUAAUUAGCAUCAUGCACUCCAAGUCUGCAACAUUUUAUCCUCCUAGAUAAACAAUCUGACUAAACAGCACUACUGGUUCAGCCGCAACAUUCUUCCUGGCUAGUUGCACUAGAAUAGGGCACAUGCUCUGACAGGCUCGAAGUGCAGCCGGGUGCAUACGCUCCUUGUGAUAUCAUUGGGUUCGGUAACAAUAGCGCAAAGACGCGCAACAUUUCAGUUGCUUUCCUUUGUCCUCGUAGUCAUUACUGUAGUGUCAAUAACUUCGGAUAUUUUUUUUUAUAUUAACAAUACUGUGCAGUGUACCUCGUUCAGUGUGUUUUAGCUUAAAGAACUGCUGUUGCUUAAACAAUGUGUGUGGAGCCUUAUCUUUGAUACAUAUUUUGUGUGCAUUGAUUUUUGCUGCUCUGCCUCAUUCGGUUGACUACAAGAACAAAUGGUCGCAAAAAUGUUUUUUUUUUUUUUUUUUUUGUUAAUACUGUGAGCACAUAAACAGAAUACUGUUUUC